Molecule: messenger RNA, 4303 nt
Organism: Xenopus laevis (African clawed frog)
Lineage: Eukaryota; Metazoa; Chordata; Amphibia; Anura; Pipidae
Gene: zfyve28a.L
Product: lateral signaling target protein 2 homolog
Exons: 14
Coding region: 301-3156 (951 amino acids)
Cellular component (GO): early endosome membrane; cytosol
Molecular function (GO): metal ion binding
Source: RefSeq, a predicted model, not a curated record
GGCUCGGUGUGUGCAGCGGGUGGGCGUGGCUAGAAUGCUGCCUCAGGGUUUCGGGAAGCAGGUGCGCAUGCGCCGUCCUGUCUCUGUGUGUAUGAGCGGCGCUGCUGUGUUGGGAUGGUGACUGUUUCGGGGGCUGUCAGUGAGUGGAGCCCUCCGUGCCGGUUGCGAUCAGGGGGUGGGUGAAGCCAGUGACCGGCCAAGAAGGCGACAGGAAUCCCUGCCCCCACCCCUAGCUGGAUCCUGAUCCCUGGAAGUUUGCUGUCCCGUGGGGAUUUGGCAGCACCUGCACCUUCAGUGGGAAUGAUGAACAGGUUCAGAAAGUGGCUGUACAAACCCAAGAGGUCUGACCCACAGCUUCUUGCACAAUUCUACUAUGCAGAUGAAGAACUUAACCAAGUGGCUGCUGAGUUGGACAGCUUGGAUGGAAGGAAGGACCCGCAGAGGUGUACACUUUUAGUCAACCAGUUCCGAUCGUGCCAGGACAAUGUUUUGAAUAUCAUAAACCAGAUCAUGGAGGAAUGUAUUGCCCAUGAGCGAGCAAACAGGGACUUCUGCGUGAAGUUUCCAGAAGAAAUCCGGCAUGAUAACCUGGCGGGACAGCUCUGGUUUGGAGCCGAGUGUUUGGCUGCCGGCUCCAUCAUAAUGAAUCGUGAAAUAGAGAGUAUGGCUAUGAGACCUCUAGCCAAAGACUUAACCAGAAGCCUUGAGGAAGUGAGGAAUCUAAUCCGUGACCAGGCCCUGCGGGAUCUCAACAUUUACACAGAGAAAAUGAAAGAAUCCCUCCGACAUUUCGAUGUUCUGUUUGCAGAGUUUGAAUUAAGCUAUGUCUCUGCCAUGGUACCUGUAAAGUCCCCAAAAGAAUAUUAUGUGCAGCAGGAAGUUAUUGUUCUUUUCUGUGAAACUGUAGAAAGAGCCUUAAAGCUUGGAUACCUCACACAAGAUAUGAUCGAUGAUUAUGAACCAGCAUUAAUGUUUACAAUCCCAAGACUAGCCAUUGUGUGUGGUCUUGUUGUUUACGCUGAAGGACCACUCAACCUCGAACGCAAACCAGAAGAUAUGUCUGAACUUUUUCGGCCUUUCCACACCCUGCUAAGGAAAAUAAGAGACCUUCUCCAGACCUUAACGGAAGAAGAAUUACAUACUUUAGAGCGGAACCUCUGCAUAUCACAAGAUGUGGAGUUUCCUGUCAAUGCAGAUCCUGAAGUGCCCUCAGCAAUCUCUCCUGUGUUAGUGACCGCCUUACCUACAGAAGAGCCCCCCAUCGCAAAAGCUGAGAACAUAGAGGUGGAGCUGGCAUGCUCUAUGCAGUACGAUGAACAAGAACUGGAACAGCUAAAUAUGAUGGUUCAUAGAGUAGGGGAUGAAAUGUCUUCUUUACUUUCUCCACCAAGUGUCUACCAAUCUCCAGCUCACAGGGCUAACGCUAGUAAUGAGGCUUCCCCUUGCAGGCGCCCCCUAAAUAAUCUUACAGAUGAGGAGGAUAGGGUGUUUUUCAUGGAUGAUCUUGAUGGAUCAGGGGAGGUUCUUGCAAGGUCUAGGCCUUCUGAGAACACCAUCUCAUGGGUCAACAACUCCUGUUACAAUGCCAAGCAGCUAACACUGUACCAAGACUCUGUUGUACAGAAUGGGGAUCUUGCAGAUGUUGUUUCUGGGAAAGACGGGGAAAAGGAUAUAAGCAAUAACAACAACAUUGAUGGGAGUAAAAUGCUGGGAGCCAGCACUUCUCUCCAGAACUCUUGUAGUUGUUUAGAGGCUCCAGAAUCACAGUUAUACCUCAAUGGAUGGGAUACAAAUGGGGAGGAUGCAGAAACUGCAGAAAUCAUUGCCCACAGGACUGGGGGAAUGAAGAUCUCUGCAACUGUCAUCUUUAACCCAAAAUCCCUUACAGAUUCUCCAGAAACAUCCCCCGAUCUCGCCAGCAACCGCGUUCCUUUAUCUUCAGACCCCCUGACCAGUAGCGAAGAAGAUGAGUCCCACAAACUUGGCAUAGCAGCUACAAACUGUUUGAUCAACUCUUGCGUAUGUUGCGGGAGCUGUGAAGACACCCGAGAGGAUAGUUUAGAAGGAUUAAGAAAUGUCCCGUCUUCAGGUAAAGUUAUAAAUGCUUCCUACAGCUUAAUAAAGUCCAAGGAAUUGGGCCACGUGGACAGAUCAGACUGUACAGGGUCUGCCAAAGAGCUGUUAAAAAUGGAAAGUCCCACUGUUUUGUUGCUGGAAAAAGAGACAACGAGACAGGAGCAACCGUAUCCUAACUCUUCUAAGUGCCUGCCACUCAACUCAGGUUCCCAGAUAGGAACGGACAGUGAAUCUGAUGAGCCUGCGGCUGUCUCACAUGAUCAGCUGAAAAGUGAGUCAAAGAGACAGCCAAUCUGCAGCAAAGAGAGACCGUCCGAAGAAGCCGAGGAGCCCCCUUCCGACAGGGCGUCAGCAGAUAACAUAACAUCUAGUGCGAGUUCUCAAGAUGGCUUGCGUGAUUCCGCCCUCAACUCCAUCUCCAGCAGUGACUAUGAGAGUGUUUCUGUCACUACAUGUAGUCUCUCCAGCAUAGAUUCUCUGAGCUCUUGCUCAUCAGACGACAUUGAUCAGGAGGAGAUUCAGCUGGCACUGCAGGCCGCGAAAAUUGCUUCCAGACACAAGAUCCGAUCCCGAUUCCACAGCAGUAAUGACCUCAUUCACCGGCUCUUUGUCUGCAUCUCAGGUGUCGCUGAUCAGUUGCAGACAAACUACGCCAGUGACCUAAGAAGCAUCCUGAAGACUUUAUUUGAGGUGAUGGCCACUAAGCAAGAGACUGAUGACAAGGGCAAGCAAAAGAAAGCCAACCAGGGGCUUAGAAGUGCGGCUCUAGAAGAUUGUGCCCUGUGCCAGGAAACCAUCACUUCUUCAGAGCUGGCAGCCAAGGCCCGGGAUGGGGAAUUUGAAGAUCCUCCUGAUUGGGUGCCGGAUGAAGUGUGCAGUUUAUGCACGGCCUGCAAGGCCCCCUUCACAGUCAUUCGCAGGAAACACCACUGCCGGAGCUGUGGCAAGAUCUUCUGCUCUCGCUGCUCUUCCCAUUCGGCCCCUUUGCCACGAUAUGGACAGAUGAAGCCCGUGCGAGUCUGCACUCACUGCUACAUGUUCCACGUCACCCCCUUCUAUAGCGACAGGGCUGGAAUGUGACGGCUGCACUCGGAGGAACUGGAUCCCAACUCACGUUGCACUCGACCCAAGCCAAGAAUCACCUCCGGACAGAGGAGCUGGGGGCAAUGUGCAGGAGGCAUGCAGGCUUUAACCCAAACAUUGAUCAUGCUGUGUACAGAGUUCCAAUUGCAUUUUCUAAAGCUGCUAUAGGAAAAAUAUGAAACGUCUGCAGAUCCCGUCUUUGGUUCAGUCUUCCAAACAGUCCCGCUUUAAGCUAACAAUGACAUUGACUCCUAGAGAACUGCUCCCGGCGAGGAAUAGGGCUAUGAGCAUUCUGUCUUGCUGCACCACUGCUUUACCUUAAACACCGGAGACUCAAUGAUUGUAGCAUCUCUCUGCACCAUAUCCUCAACAUAAUCUAGACACCAUAUCCUCACCAUAACCUAAUCACCAUUUCCUCAACAUAACAUAGGCACCAUAUCCCCAUCAUAACCUAGCCACCAUAUCCUCACCAUAACAUAGGCACCAUAUCCUCACCAUAGCCUAGCCACCAUAUCCUCACCAUAACAUAGGCACCAUAUCCUCACCAUAGCCUAGCCACCAUAUCCUCACCAUAACAUAGGCACCAUAUCCUCACCAUAGCCUAGCCACCAUAUCCUCACCAUAACAUAGGCACCAUAUCCUCACCAUAACAUAGGCACCAUAUCCUCACCAUAACAUAGGCACCAUAUCAUCACCAUAACCUAGACAUCAUAUCCUCACCAUAACCUAGGCACCAUAUUCUCACCAUAAUCUAGGCACCAUAUCAGCCCUGUAUUCCCUCUUCCAUCAUUAUUCUCACCCGGUGGGUGGAAGGAAACCAGUGGAAGAGAAGCAGAAAUAGAGGUUGGAAGCAAAGAGCAUGUGCUUGUCAUGCAAAGAGCAUUUCCUUUAUUACCAGAUUCAUAGCAAUAAUGUUGAAAAAAACCAUAAUUCAUUAGAAGGUCUUGGUCCAUAGAUGUGAGGGACACCCAAGGGUAUUGGCACACGCAGUGACCUCAGAGACAUGACUUCAUGGGUGUUCCCUCCUCCCAUCCGGUUGUACCAUGUGACACAGUGUUCCCAAGGGAUUUCCUUUUACAUUCCAGUUAUUUAUUUAUGAAGGGCUGGCCACAUCCAUAGCACUCUAAUAAACAUGUGACAUUCA